This is a messenger RNA of Postia placenta MAD-698-R-SB12, 6486 nucleotides long. RefSeq lists its product as hypothetical. Lineage: Eukaryota; Fungi; Basidiomycota; Agaricomycetes; Polyporales; Adustoporiaceae. The record is from RefSeq and is a predicted model, not a curated record. Gene Ontology annotation, cellular component: nuclear RNA-directed RNA polymerase complex. Bases 1 to 6486 code for a protein of 2161 amino acids. The transcript is spliced from 27 exons. Gene Ontology annotation, biological process: regulatory ncRNA-mediated heterochromatin formation. Gene Ontology annotation, molecular function: metal ion binding; helicase activity.
AUGUCGUCCAACGGCAGAACUCCCAGGCCUUGCAGACUUCCUGCGGCAGCCCCUCCAGGAAGCCCGUCAACGAGCCAGAACCCUAGGAGUUCCACGCCUGCGUCGCCCUCUCGCGGCGGACCCGCCAACCUCUCACGAGGUGGACUUACUUCUCCCUUUCGAGGUGGACCUGCAUCUCCCUCCAGAGGUGGACCUGCAUCUCCCUCCAGAGGUGGACCUGCAUCUCCCUCCAGAGGUGGACAUGUGUCUGGUGUCCCGCCCCGCGUGUGCAAUACGUUCUGGGCGUCAGGCAGCUGCGCCCGCGCCUUUGAGUGCACUUUCAAGCAUGAGCGGAAACCUGCUACCCCUGCCGUCGAAGCGCCUGUAUCUGAGGAGGACGAGGUCGACCCGGACUUCUUCUCGAUGGAAGGGCUUGCUAUGAACACAGGCUCCGUCCGGGAAGAGAGACACUCACUCACCCCGAGCGAAGCUCAUAACUAUAUCAAGUCCUUCCUAGGAGACAAUCACCGCUUCGAGAACGCAUCGAGGGUGCAGGGAUUCGUGCGCAUUUUGGCGAGCGUCAAUGACCGCAACAAGUCAUGGGCGUUCCUUGACAUGAUUGUGAAUGGCAAUGCAAUUUUGCGCGUUGGAGACAUUCUCCGGUUCGAACCUGUGAGCUACAUGAUAGGGAGCGGUGGCAAUACGCUCUCGUUCCAGAAAGGAUAUUUCCCGAUCUUCGAGUAUUUCGCUUCCAGUCUCGUGCUCAAGACUACUCUGCAUAAGAAUAUCAACCACUUGUACACUGUCUUAGAGAACAACUACGACACUGUCCAUGCUGUCAUCGAGCAAUGCGUCGAAGGCAUGAUACAAGCCAAGUCGUGGCAAGAUCCCACGCCCAGCCUGCCAUCAAUGUUGCAGAACAGCCUCUCAGGCGUUGUCGUUUUUAAGACUCUGACGACGGUUCUUCACCAAUUUUUCAAUCGUUUCAAAGAUGCAAUACGCGCCCACCCGACCAUCGUCACCCUCAUCAACUACCUUGCUAAUUGGUUCGACACCUGGUCAGCUGACGUGUCCGCAACGCCCGCGCGCUUCUUCGACCCCAUCGUCUCGUCGCCCCCCAAUGUGCGUCGGUUGACGCUAGCCCAGAUCAAGGAAGACGUCGACCGCCUGCAACAUAUCGUGCAGCGCGAGUCGGACGCGACUGAGCGAUUGCGGCGUCCUGCGGCCCCUGUGCGCAUGAGUGCAGCACAGCGCCGCGAGGUGCUCCUGGCGCAGCUCGCACAGACCUACGAUCCCCCGGGUGAGCAACGGCACGACGGGCCGAGGCACGACAACGACAAGCUAGACAUCUCUGCUAUCAGGAUCGCGCCCACGAACAACGAGCUGCUGUGCGCGGUCGCGCCGUACCUUCCGGUAUUUCUACCCGAUGCGCCGCAUCAUUUGACCGCAGGGUCGAUGGAGCGGCACCUCGAUGUUCAGUUCCGGCUGCUGCGGGAGGACCUCAUCGCGACGAUGCGGUCCUCGAUCGCCGCGGUGCACUCCGAUCUCGCGGUGAUGUGGCAGUCGCGCGCGGCACUCCGGCAGCCUACUAAGCUUGAGGAGCUUCUGACGAGCAAAGGUGGUGCAUACCGCACGAGCGGUUUCGACUCCGUGUUCUUCCAGCUGUACACUGGCGUGGAGUUUGCGCCUGUGCGUGCAGAGCGGCGCGACCUCACCGUCGGGCUCAUGCUCGAUACGCCCAAACACCAAGCCGCGCGGGACAAAGACGCGAGGAAGCGAUACGACUACUGGGAGCACUCCAAGCGUUUGCAAAGUGGCACCCUCGUGGCACUUGUAGUCGUCUCGGGGACUACACUACGCAUCUACCUCGGCGUGACCUCCUCGUUCAACAAGGAUAUUGCCGAGUCUUCACGCGCAGGUCCAGACGCUAUCCAGAUCCGCGUUUCGUUCUUUGACGCGGAGGUUGAGUUCAUGGCCUUGAGGCGCGAGCGCAUAUCCGUCGAUGCGCUCCGGUUUGCCUUUCUAGUCGACAACAGCGUCAUGUUCGAAGCGGCACGCCCGUUCCUAGAGCGUCUGCAGAGUAUUGAGCCCACGGAGAUCCCGUUCUCACGUUACAUUGCGCACGGGGGAUCGCUGGAGGGAGUCGAGCUGCGUCCUCCGCGAUUCGCGACAGCGCCUAACUUUCGGUACAAGCUCGAAUGCCUUGCAAAGCCGGGGCACGCUGGUCGGAUCCAGCCACUCAACCUGUCUACCCCGGGAGGGGUUGAUGCCGCUCGUCGUCAGCUUAUAGCAUCGAGUAUUCUCGAUCCAAGUCAAAUUGAUGCAGUCGUUAACACGCUGAAUCGCGAAGUGUCCUUGAUUCAGGGCCCUCCAGGCACUGGAAAGAGUUUCACUGCCAAGGAGAUCCUGCGAGUUCUCUUCGCCAGUGGAAUAAAGCCGAUCGACCAUCUCUUGACGUCUAUCCUAGACGCGAAAAUCACGAACAAGAUGGUCCGUCUUGGGUCGAGAUCCUCUGACGAUCGUAUCGCAGAGUUCACGCUCGACAAGUUGGAGAAGAUUGUAGGCGGUUCAGACAUGAUGAACAGGCCCAUCAAGCGACAGUACGCGAUCAUGAAGAAGCUGGAGGAAGAUAUGAUGACGGUCAUGGCCUCAAUACAACUUCCAGAACUCGGCUGGGACGACGUCAGAAAGUAUCUUUCAAUUCAUCACACAGACCUUGCAGAGAGCUUUGAAACUCCUCCGUUCUGGAUCGUAGAGUUGCGCGAGAAAAUUGCAAAAGAAGAGGAAGCCGACGGUGAAUGGGAAACAGCCGGGAAGAAGAAAAAGUCCGAUAAAAAGCUCGCACGAACGAUAUAUGGCUACUGGCGAGAUGGGCAAGAUCUCCAGUUCAUUUCGCCCCCGAGUCAGCCUCCUGUAAAGGGAAACCAGAAGGCGCAACCGAGAGCUGCUCUACCAUUGGUUGAUCCGACUGUUCUAGAGUUUUUUUCAUCACUGGGAUUCAACUCAUUGCCUCCUGUGCCGACUACCAGCCGCUCCCUGAAACAACUUCUGGAUUCAGAUAGUGUCUGGUCGAUGUCUGUGGGCGAGCGACGCCGUCUGUCCGAGGACUUGGAGCAGAACAUUCGCCGACUCGCAUAUAUGUCCAAUCUCCAGGAGUACGAACGGUUGCGCACCGAGUACAAAGAGGCCUGCAGAGAAUACAAUGACGCUAGAGACGAGGUAUCACUCGACGACGACUUCUCAGCCAAACAGACCUUAUCGGUUGUACUACCACAGAAUAUUUCGCCGAGGGUUCUGAUGGUAGAAGAGGCCGGUCAGGUACUUGAAGCACAUGUCAUUACAUCUCUCGUGCAGUCUGUGAACCAGCUCAUUUGCAUCGGUGAUCCGCAACAAUUACGACCGAAUCUGGCGUCGUUUGCUCUUUCUAUGGACUCGGAACGGGGAAAUCAGCUCUUCAAAUUCGAUCGAUCUUUGAUGGAGCGGCUUGCAGACAAUGGGCUGCCUAUGUCACAGAUCAACGUGCAGAGGCGGAUGAGGCCGACAAUCUCACACUUCAUCCGGCAGAUUCUCUACCCGAGACUUGAAGACAACGACGUUGUCUUAUCGUAUCCGCCCGUCCAUGGUAUGCAGAAGGAUGUCUAUUUCUAUACGCACACGAACAAAGAGAACGGCAGCGACGACUCGGUUUCGAAAUACAACAGCUUUGAGGUCGAGAUGAUACGCGAUCUGGUUCUCUAUUUUCUGAAACAAGGCGUAUAUAACGGUGCAGGUCAACUGCAGAAGGUUAGAGCGGCUCUCAAGGAUCUCAAGAUCUCCGUGUCGCUCGACGAACGCGACCAGGAACAACUUGUUAGACAAGGCAUCGAUGAAGAGCCCGAGUUCGAGGAAGUAUUCGUCACAAAGCACGUUCGACUUGGUACAGUAGAUAUUUUCCAAGGACAGGAAGCUAAGAUCGUCAUCGUCUCGCUGGUACGGAACUCGGGGACGUUCGAAACUAAUUCUGCGUCGAUUGGCUUCCUGAAGAGCUCAAAUCGUGUCAACGUGGCGCUGUCCAGAGCCAAGCAUGGACUCUACAUUCUUGGUAAUGCCGCGAAUCUUCGCAAGAACGAGACAUGGUCUACAAUCUUGAAUGAAAUGGACGCACGGGAGCAGAUUGGGCACGGAUUUCCGAUUUCCUGCCCUCGCCAUCCUGAGCAGACACAAGUCAUCACGCGGCCCGGAGAAAUCCCUCGUCUUUCGCCAGCGGGGGGUUGUCUACUUCCGUGCGGGUAUCGCCUAUCAUGUGGCCAUAAUUUACCAGAUGCAACGAAGCUUGCAAUCGAACUCCAUGCUCACGUCGCCAUCCUUGCUCACGGCGAUGCUGGGAAGACUGUGGUAACUGCGAGUUUCCUAUGUAUAAAAUCACAUUGCCAUGCGGACACGUCCAGGACAGAGUUCCUUGGUCAAAGUACGGAGAUCUCUUCCACGCUGCGAACAUAUAGCAGAAAUGGCAUGCUACCAAGAUCCCAAUUCCAUUCGAUGCAAGGAGCCGUGCAGCGGCGCUCUGACAUGCUGCUCCAAGACCUGCAAGUCUGCAUGCUCCGACUGCCAGAUGGAGACCGCUGGACCCACGUUGGAAACAACGCAAACGCGGAUCGAUCACCACUGCAACUCCUCGUGCAAGGAGGCCUGCCGACAGCAAUGCGUGCAUCACAAGUGCCCGAAGCCUUGCUCAGAGCCUUGUGCGCCGUGCAUGGAGCCGUGUCCGUGGACAUGCGCCCACCAUUCGUGUCCUGUUGUCUGCGGCUCGAUCUGUGCGCGUCUACCCUGCGACGAGCCGUGUACGAACACGCUCCCGUGUGGACAUCCUUGUCCGUCGGCCGCAAGCAGGAUAUCGUGGACUUUAUCAUGCAGCGUCAGUUGAAGGAAGUCGACCUGGAAUCGAGCGAUAUCAGCGAGCGAUUGAUCAGGCUGGGAUGCGGACAUAUGUUCACUGUGGAGACGCUGGAUGGACACUGCAAGAUGUCUGAAUACUACGAGGUGGACGACAUGGGCCAGUUUGUGGCGACUAAGGCGCCGCCAAUCAGCUACCAGACCCCUCCGACAUGUCCGACAUGCCGCGGGCCUAUCGAUGCACUACGAUACGGGCGUGUCACGAAACGUGCGACGCUCGAUAUCCUGGAGCAGAACGUUGCCAGUACAAUGUCCCGCGCGCUCGAGGAGGUAUCACCCACAAUCGAGGAGCUGUCGUCCAAUCUUGAGACCAUGCUAGCAGCAGCAAAACAGCUCAAUAGCGACUUGGAGACAGUCUCUGUACCUUCAGCAACACGCUCUGCGGAGGGAAGAACAAUUGACCCUCUCAGCGCCAAGCAUUUCGCCGUCGACGCCUUACAGACUCUGCACGGUUUGCAGAAGGACGAAGCAAACGCCUGGCAAGCUAUCGUGAAAGACCUUGUGACUGUGUACCGCAAGACCGUGAAGGUAGCUACCACGCGGGGAGCACACGUCAAGGCCUAUGAGGCGGCUCUAGCCACGUUGUAUCGCUUGGAGCUCGAUGCCAUUGCCAGCGAUCCAGGGCGUGAUACUGACUCUCCAGAACCCCUCGCGAUGACCGCAGUGAACGCGAAGAUCGGGCAGCCUCCUCACAAAGCGGAUACUCGGUUCCAAAUCGAAGCAUACACCUUAUCUCUUGAGGUCCGCUUCAUGUUGGCGCAAGUGGGUGCGAGCCGGCUCGAAGGCUUACCGAUCACAUCCGACAACGAGAACGUCCAUAAACAUCGGCUGCUUUGGUCAUCCUUCGUCGAAUUCAUCCUCGCGUCCUGCCUGGCCGACGCACGCAAGGCGUUGUCCAUGGCCCAGCGAUCGUCCGCUUCUCGACAAGCCGCCAAAUGCGCUUUAUACGUCCUGCGGUCUGACUUCGAACAAUUCCGCGUACGCAUCAUGGAGGAGAGAGCGGACUGUUUGAGGCGUGCCAUCAUGAAAGAAGGCGAUCGCAACAUGCUCGCAGCGAAGGUGAAAGAGAAGAGCACGUACAUGCUGAAUUAUAUUUCGAAGGCCGAAGAGGAAUAUAUCCGCAGCCGUCCGUCUCAGUCCAUGGCGGAUCUGAGGGAGGAGCGUCGGUGGUUCAAGGAGCACUGCGCGAGUAAAGUGCAUCGUUGGAGGCGAGAUUGCGAGGAGCUCGAGAAAUACAUGCUCAGGGAUACGUUCUACCAGCCAAUGUCGUUGCAAGAGAAAGAGGACAUCGUGAAGGCAUUUGGGUUUUCCCACAGAGGACAUUUCUACAAUUGCGAGAAUGGCCAUACUUUCGUGAUCACAGAGUACAGAAAUUGGGGUUUGACAAUCAUUUAUUGCACCAGUGUGGUGGCGCAACGGAGGCCGCCAGAUGCCCUGAGUGUCGCGCCCCGAUUGGCGGUGGAGGGCAUGUGUUACAUGGAUCCAACACGAGAGCGACAGAGUUCGAACAGAUUUCGGGCAGACAUGGCUCGCUCCCCGGAGUAUGGGCCUGGACGAGAGAUGCUUGAUAGGUGA